UUUGAUGGAUGGGGAAAACGGUUUUGUACGACUCUUCGAAGAUCGUGCGUGUGGGGCGAUCGUGUUUGUGUGCGUACGGACGGGGUGAGAGGUGUGAGGUGAGGUGAUUGAUCCCUCGAUCCCUUGAUCGGUGAGCGCAGCGUAGACAGCAUUGAGGGGUUGGAGGAUUCUCUUCAUCUUUUUUUGCGGCGGUUAUGGCGCUAUGCGUGUGUUUUCUGGGAAGACCGUUAUCUCACGCACGCAUGCACGUCUACACGCCUGCAUGCCCGUAACGCAGGGCGUUGGAUUGUUUACAUAUGUACUCCGUAGGUGUGUGUAUUAUUACAUUUUCUGGGGUGGUGCAGAGGCCGUUUGCCUGGGGGAGUUGGGGAUCGGUGAGGUGCAUGUAGGUGGUUCUCGGGGAGGUAAGGCGUUGGGGGAUUUGGAAUUUGGGAUCGGUCAGGGGCACGAGGGAGGACUCUUUUGGGUGUUGGCUGAGCUGCGUUGGAUUAUAGUGGUAGGAGGUGGUGUUUGUUCCACGGGGAGAAGGAGGGAUGCCGACGAUCAGUGGAUAGAUGUUGAUGCAUGGCGAAGUGACUACUCGUGUGCGGUUGGCAACGUUGCACGUUCGAUCCAAUUCAUCGCCAUGGCUCGAGAUUUCCUUUCUGGGCUGUACUUGAUUGCAGAUGUGACGUGCUUGAUGACUUGCAGCAGUGUUGCCGGAAUGUAAGCAGGUGCGAUGGAUGCUCCGCGGCUCUUCUAUGGGUGGUUGUGAAGUACAUGUCGUUACAUGUUUCUCCAGUGAUGUUGCCAAACGUUGUUGCUUCGUGACCUUGGUCAACACAUGGUUAAAAUUCAAAUAUAAUCUUACAUUGAAGAUAAGUUGUAAUGAAGGAAACCUCAAUGGACCACUCCAUUCGCAAAGUUGUAUCUCCUGCUGCUGCCCUUUGAAGC
This is a messenger RNA of Aaosphaeria arxii CBS 175.79, 933 nucleotides long. RefSeq lists its product as uncharacterized. The record is from RefSeq and is a predicted model, not a curated record. Bases 203 to 709 code for a protein of 168 amino acids. NCBI's taxonomy places the organism in Eukaryota, Fungi, Ascomycota, Dothideomycetes, Pleosporales. The transcript has a single exon.